AUGGCCCAAAACAAUGCUGCCGCUUCUCAACAGUUGCCUGUAGCUCCUGAACCAGGAAGUGAAGAAGCUGUGAUUGUUGGUCCUGGUUCAACACAACGGACUACUAACCAUCAACAAGGUAUUCAAGCACAACCAUCUGUGAAUCUCAAUGAAAUUGAAACAACUCCUGAUGAAGAGGUAAUUCAGUUGGGACGUCUUAAAAGUGUAGUGUGGCAACACUUUACGAAAGUAAGAGUUAAGGGUGCAAUCAAAGCUAAGUGUAACUAUUGCAAGAAGUUGCUUGGUGGUGAAUCUGGGAAUGGCACAUCUCACUUGAAAAGUCAUGUUAAGACUUGUAUGCAGAGGAGGAUUCUAGAAGGAAAACAAAAAGUACUUGGCCCUAAUUUUGUUGCGAAGGGGAAAAGGGAAAUGGUAGCAAGUCAAUUUGAUGACGAAGUUUCUAGGAAUGAGCUUGCUGUUGCCCUUGUUAUGCAUGAGUAUCCUUUAUCAAUGGUGGAUCAUAUGUAUUUCAAACGCUUUGUGUGCUCUCUUCAACCUUUGUUUAGUGUUCCAUCAAGGAAUACUAUUAAGAAGGAUAUUUUUAAGAUCUAUACUUCUGAGAAGAGCAGGAUUCAGAAGUUUAUUGACAAUAAUAAGGGAAGAAUUGCCCUCACCACUGAUAUGUGGACAGCAAGCAACCAGAGAAAAGGUUAUAUGGCUGUUACAGCUCAUUACAUUGACAAUUCAUGGGCUCUUCGAAGUCACAUUCUAAGGUAUGAUGUGUAA
This is a messenger RNA of Linum tenue, 765 nucleotides long. The record is from the annotation of a GenBank genome assembly. Lineage: Eukaryota; Viridiplantae; Streptophyta; Magnoliopsida; Malpighiales; Linaceae.